AUGCGUCUCUACUCAGCCUUGGGCGUUGUCGCCUCGGCUGUUAGCCUGGGAGCCGCCCACCCAGGUGAUGAUCCGCACAAGGAGCUACACCAACGCCGAGACUUCAUGUCCAAGGUAGAGCGUACAGACUUGGCCCAUUGUGCGGAGAAGUUCAAGGCCCGCGGUAUUGACAAGCGCGCCAUCGAGCGCCGCAAGAAUAUCAUGCAGGAGAUGGCCCUUCGUCGUCGGUUCUCAGUCCGUGACCCAGAAGACAUCAACAAGUCUCAUCUCUCGCCUUACAAAUACGACUUGGACACCCCUCUGGAUGUCAUCUUCGGAAAUGGUACCUCUUGCCUGCUCAGUCCUGAAGCAACUGAGGGCCCUUACUAUGUUGCUGGCGAAUAUGUUCGGCAGGACAUCACUGACAGCGAGCCUGGUGUUCCCCUGGUUGUAGACUUUGAUGUCUUUGACGUUGAAACUUGCGAGCCACUCACUGACACAUAUGUCGAGAUCUGGAGCUGCAACUCCACUGGAAUCUACUCAGGCGUGUCUAGCGGUGGUGACUAUACCAGCGCCCCAGAGAAUCUGAAAACCACAUUCCUCCGUGGAUUCCAGAAGACGGAUGAUAUUGGGGCAAUCCGCUUUGAUGGCAUUUUUCCCGGUCACUAUUCUGGACGAACCCAGCAUAUCCACCUCAUGGUUCAUCCAAACGCUACUGAGCGUCUGAAUCAUACUGUUGAGGACAUCACCGCCAGCCACGUUGGACAGGUCUUCUUCGACCAGGAUCUCAUUGACAGUGUGGAGACUCUUGCACCCUACAACACCAACACUCAGUCGGUUACCAAGAACGCCGAAGACUUCCAUCUUGAGGCUAUCCUCGAAUCUAGCGACCCCUUCUUGCAGUACGUUCUUCUUGGUGACCAGCUCAGUGACGGUGUGCUCGCCUGGAUCAGCUUCGGAGUCAACACGACCUCUAUUCGCUCUGUCAGCGCCGCUGCCAUUUACUACGAGGGCGGCGGUAUCGAUAACCCCAAUGCUGGGGAUCCCGGCGGUGGUGGUCCCGGAGGUCCUGGAGGUCCCCCAACCGGCGACUUCCCUACUGGAACUCCUUUGCCAACCGGCACCCCGCUUGCCGUCUAG
Clonostachys solani is the source of this 1119-nucleotide messenger RNA. The record is from the annotation of a GenBank genome assembly. Lineage: Eukaryota; Fungi; Ascomycota; Sordariomycetes; Hypocreales; Bionectriaceae.